This is a messenger RNA of Lactuca saligna, 1133 nucleotides long. Lineage: Eukaryota; Viridiplantae; Streptophyta; Magnoliopsida; Asterales; Asteraceae. The record is from the annotation of a GenBank genome assembly.
AUGAAAGAAAAAAAAAAAAACUCGACUUUAAAGCUUCUUCGUAUUUCCUCUCUCUCUCUCUCUCUCUCUCUCUUGCACAGAGUCUGGUUGUCAAGUUUUCAUCUUUGCUUGUUCUUCUUCCCUUCUCUCGUUCAUGGUCUCUCUGUUUGUGUUCUGCAUCUCUUAAAACACAUCAAAUUUGAUUUAAAACUUUGUAUUCUAAUCAAACAUUCACUUGUUAAUCGAAAGAAUCAUGGAUUAUCUGAAAAGGGAAAUGAGUUAGUACCAGAAAGCAGACGAAUUGCUUCGUAAAAGGUCUAUAAUUAUGCGAACAUUGUGUGAUGUUUGCGAACGUGCUGCUGCGAUCCUCUUUUGUGCUGCUGAUGAAGCUGCUCUUUGUCGUGCUUGCGACGAAAAGGUGCAUAUGUGUAAUAAGCUUGCAAGUCGGCAUGUAAGAGUAGGACUUGCUGAUCCUAGUGAUGUACCACGUUGUGACAUAUGUGAAAAUGCACCAGCUUUCUUCUACUGUGGAAUCGAUGGAAGUUCUCUGUGCUUACAGUGUGACAUGGUUGUUCAUGUUGGUGGUAAACGAACACAUGGAAGAUAUCUGCUACUAAGGCAACGAGUCGAGUUUCCAGGUGAUAGAAAUGGAAAUGGUCGUGAAGAUGAGUUAGGGUCACAACCUGUGGAUCCAAAUAAUCCACCCAAGCUUACAACAAGAGAUAAUCAUAACCAACAUCACAGGAUGGAAAAUAAGUUGAUUGACCUUAACUCAAAGCCUCAACGUAUGCAUGGUCAGACUUCAAAUAAUCAGGAACAAGGAAUGGAGAUUAGUGGUGAAAUAACUGAGCAUUGAGAUGGUCUUGGAGAUUAUCAAAGCAGUGUAUGAGGGAGGGAGGGGAUAAACCGUUUUAAAGGCAUACUUUUACCAUUUGAUAUCGGUGGUAAUCCUCUCUCUUUCAAAUGUGGCAAAUGCUAAUAUUGAUGAUAAGAGUUCCUUACUAUGAAGGAAAAUCCAAGAUUGUUGGUGGAUCAAAAAUUCCGAAUUUGUAAUUGUUUAUAAAUGUGUUUCGUUAUCUUCGAAUUAAAUCUCAUGCAAUUUUAGAUUUUGAUGUAUUUAUUUGUUUUUUUUUUUUUUUUAAGUUAUAAACGUC